AUGACCCGAAAUGGUAACAUCUUUUGUGUAUCUGAUGUGACUUUCAUUAAAAAGCCACCAUACAACCACCACACGGCCAACACACAGCCCCUACCGCCAGCCCACACAUCCUCCACACAGCCCCACAGCCCCCACACAGCCCCUACCGCCAGCCCACACAGCCCCCACACAGCCCCUACCGCUAGCCCACACAGCCCCCACACAGCCCCUACCGCCAGCCCACACAGCCCCCACACAGCCUUCACACAGCCCCCACAAAGCAAACACACAGCCACCACACAGCCACCACACAGCCCCUACCGCCAGCCCACACAGCCCCCACACAGCCCCUACAGCCCCCACACAGCCCCCACACAGCCCCUACAGCCCCCACACAGCCCUCACAUAGCCCCUACCGCCAGCCCACACAACCCCCACACAGCCCCACAGCCAUCACACAGCCCCUACCGCCAACCACCACAGCCCCCACACAGCAAACACACAGCCACCACACAGCCACCAUACAACAACCACACAGCCAACACACAACCAACACACAGCCCCUACCGCCACAGUGACAGUACCCUAAUGGCAUUUUAUUUGUUCUUAUUUUUUGUACAUACGCAUACUCUGAACUAA
Molecule: messenger RNA, 618 nt
Organism: Physella acuta
Lineage: Eukaryota; Metazoa; Mollusca; Gastropoda; Physidae
Product: DNA-directed RNA polymerase II subunit RPB1-like
Source: RefSeq, a predicted model, not a curated record